Molecule: messenger RNA, 2611 nt
Organism: Arachis ipaensis
Lineage: Eukaryota; Viridiplantae; Streptophyta; Magnoliopsida; Fabales; Fabaceae
Product: two-component response regulator ARR12
Biological process (GO): cytokinin-activated signaling pathway; phosphorelay signal transduction system
Molecular function (GO): DNA binding; DNA-binding transcription factor activity
Source: RefSeq, a predicted model, not a curated record
UCUUUCAGUUCCACGUUCGCUCUUUCUCUCUCUCUCUCUCUCUCUCUCUCUCUCGCCCCUUUUUCGUUUGUUGUUUCCUAUGGUGGUUACUCGCUUUCAAGAUUGAACCUUUUUGGGCCCUUUGGACCGUGAUCUCUGCCAACAGUUACAGUUACAGUACCCCUGGUUUUUUGUUCUUCUUCUCUUUCUACAGCGCUGGUUAAAGAUGACCGUGGAGGACCAAAUUGACCGGUUCCCCGUGGGUAUGCGUGUUCUCGCUGUGGAUGAUGACCCAACUUGCCUCAAAGUCUUGGAGAAUCUCCUUCGCAAAUGCCAAUACCAAGUUACUACAACUAAUCAAGCAAUUGAGGCGCUGAGAAUGUUGAGGGAAAACAGGAACAAGUUUGACCUCGUCAUUAGCGAUGUGAAUAUGCCUGACAUGGAUGGAUUUAAGCUCCUUGAGUUGGUGGGGCUUGAAAUGGACUUACCUGUGAUCAUGUUGUCUGGACACAGUGACACAAAGCUGGUGAUGAAGGGUGUUACACAUGGUGCAGUUGACUAUUUGCUGAAACCUGUUCGGAUUGAAGAGCUGAAGAACAUUUGGCAACAUGUUGUCCGAAGGAAGAACUUUGAUCCCAGGGAUCAGAAUAAGGGUUCCAAUGACAAAAGGGGUCCCAAUGCUGCUGGGGAAGGUAAUCAAAGUAUCAUAUCAGAAGACGGCAGUGACCAGAAUAAAAAUCUUGGCAAAAAACGAAAGGACCAGACUGAAGAAGAGGAAGAUGAUGGUGAAGACAAUGGGGAGGAUAAUGAUGACCCUUCAUCACAAAAGAAGCCUCGUGUUGUUUGGUCUGUCGAGCUUCAUAGAAAAUUUGUUGCAGCAGUUAAUCAACUUGGCCUUGAUAAGGCUGUCCCUAAGAAAAUACUUGAUCUGAUGAAUGUUGAAGGACUUACUAGGGAAAAUGUGGCAAGCCAUCUGCAGAAAUAUAGGCUUUACCUGAAAAAGGCAACCCAGCAAGCUAGCAUGGUUGCUGCAUUGGGUAAUACCGAAUCAUACCUGAGGAUCGGUUCAAUAGAUGCAUAUGCAGAGUUUUGCACCUCUUCUGGUUCAGGAAAGAUUCCAAACCCUGCAUUGCAAUCAUAUGCCUCGAGUGGUAUUUUUGGCAGGCUGAAUUCCCCAGCUAGCUUGAGCAUGAGAGGCAUUAGUGCUUCCACUCUAAUUCAGCCUCCUGUUCAGCCUCAAAACCUGAACAGCACCUUGAGCCCUCUGGGUAACAUUCAGGCAUCAAUAUUUCCGGCAAAUCAAACCUCAAGUUUAUUGCAAGGAAUUCCAACAUCAAUUGAGCUUAAUCAGUCUAAGCAAAACAACUGUACAACAGGUAUAACACAAGUAAAUCAAGUUAGUUGUAGUGGAUUUACUGCUGCCUCUGGCUUCCGUGACCGUAGGCUUACAGUUGGUACAGCAAGCAAUGCUCUACCUUCAGCCGCCUGUAACUCACCACAAACACAUAAUUCAGGAGCAUUUAGAAAUCAGCCUCCUGUUAGACCGGCUUCUUUAGGCACGGAUUCCUUUGAUGCUGGAAUUUGUGGGCCUUCUAAUAUGUUGGAUUAUAAUCGGUGUAACGAAAACUGGCAGAAUGCAGAACAGUUGUCUAAACUUCCUGCCAAUCCCUUGCCAUUGUGUGAGCCGUUCAAUAAUGAUCCACUCCCUCCCACUGGCAUAAAUGUUGCCAACACAAGUACUCGUAUUGGUAACAGUCCUGUUGAUUAUUCAUCCAGAGUCGCGAUUUCUGUUCCUUUGGAGGAUACAAGAAAUGAGCUGCAGCGCCAAGAAGGCUUAAUUGAAAAUAUUGUACAGCCUUCGAGUUAUACAACACCAUCACAAAGGUGGGAAGAACAUAAACUUGAAUACAGCCAAAACAUGAGCCGUCCCUUCAACUCUGUAAACUCUCAUGUUUCUUCAAGUCGAGUAACAAGUUCUUUGGGGCAUAAUUUAAACCAAACAAAUGCAACUUGCAGCAACAGUGUUGAUGCCUCAUUUGUUGGCCAACUGAGUGGAGCUCCCCCAUCAAUCAUCCAGUGCACUAAUGUUGACACAAGAUUGAAGUCAAAUGAUGCCUACAUCUUGGAGCUAAUGAAGUCCCGGGAUGGAUUUAUUCAGAAUAAUUUUGGCACCUUGGAUGACAUAAUGGUCCCAAUGGUCAAAAGGUUUCUGAUGCAGGAACAAAAUGAACCGACAUUUAUAGAUGGAGAAAUGGGAUUUGAGGCUUACCCCGUUGGAUCAUGUAUCUGAUUUCUUCUGAUUCAGCAAGAAUCCCCGAGGAGCAUUAAAAUCGUGAGACACUUUACUAGUUUACUGUCCGUGGAGCCAGUUUCGUUGUGUAGUUUCUAUAUGAUUAAUAUUCUCCUCUUUCUUAGGUAACUUGUUUCUCUAUGGACAUAAUUGUUAGGCCAUCUGAUUCGUUCCCUCUUGUAGUUUACUACCCACAUUGAAAGAUUUCUGCUGCUUUCUUAGAUUGAGGAAUUGUAAUAUGAAUGUGUUCCUUGUUAGUUGUUUACUUGUGCCCCUCCCACUAAGUAAAAAUGUUUAUUGAGCAGGGAAAUUUAAUGGAAUUAUGUUUGCACAUACCUUAUA